Solea senegalensis (Senegalese sole) is the source of this 1622-nucleotide messenger RNA. Its product is annotated as voltage-dependent P/Q-type calcium channel subunit alpha-1A-like. The transcript is spliced from 4 exons. The coding region runs from base 46 to 474 and encodes 142 amino acids. Lineage: Eukaryota; Metazoa; Chordata; Actinopteri; Pleuronectiformes; Soleidae. The record is from RefSeq and is a predicted model, not a curated record.
CCCCCACCGCCACAACACUCUGGAGACAGAAACGGCUCCCUCAGCAUGUACCACCAUCAUCACCACCAUCACCUCCAACACCCCCCCAGUCCACCAGAGCACAGGAGUGAGUGGGAGACAGGCGGCUAUCUCCCCAGAGGAGGGCUUUACUCGGCUAACACCAGUGAAAUGUCCCACCCCUCAAGUCCAAAGGUAAUGAGAAAUACAUCACAUGCCAGUCAUGUGUCCACAUCGAGUUUGCAACUAGCUCCCAGCCCACCAAACCAGAGGCGUCAGACGACCCCCGUCAUGUCUAAGCCUGUCAUGCUGCCACAGUCGCAGGCCCAUCGACCAGAGCCACACAAGGCUGCUCACCGUUCGGAUGGUCUGCCUCCAGAGAUGCUGAAACGGAUGGUGCCCUUCAACUCGUCUUUUAAAUCAAAGAACAAACGACAAGUAAUCCAUACCUAUAACCAUCCCUGUAUUAUCACUUGAGUGCUUUGGCUCUGUUCUACCUCUUUCUCUCUUUCUCACAUCACGUCUCCUUAUGGAUGACUGCAGGCUCAGUGAUUGCUGCCUGUUUAGUUUUAAAGGGGCAGCAUUAGUCAUUAUGUCCUAUCUUUGUUGGCUGCAUCACUGCCUUGAGGUCCAGGUCUAAAACACAUGUGCAUUUUCAUUAGGGAUGAGCUGAGACGGUACACAGCAUCGUUAUCCCAAAAAUCCUAUAUAUCGCAUGCGUCACUAUGCACAGACUGUAAAAAUGUGAUAAUAACAGCAGUUUAGCUGAGUUAUUGUGUGUGCUGUUUAUUUCUUCUUUAUGGGAGAAGAAAAUAUGCUACAGAGUUGGACAAUUGUUUGAAAUAGCUUGAAAUGGCACAAAUGUGAUGUUAACAGCUUCAUAGUUUGGUCUAAAAUGACUGUAUCCAGGAUCUCAUUUUCAUUGAUUGGAAGCACACGGUGUCGCAGUACUGUGAACGUGAAGUGUGUCAUUUUGUUCUUACUGCAGUGAUUAGUUUGAUCUUCAUUGGCAAAUGAUGUUUGGUACUGAUAAAGUGAUGUGGAAGUUUUUGGAAUCUUUUUGUUUGGCUUGAGAUUGACUUGAGUUGAAAAAGCAGUAGCGACUGUUUGAUGGUGGUCCUGAAUCCUAAAAUGAGGUUAAUGAGCAGCACUUGUAUGUAGGUCAUACUGUUGUUAAGGUGGGAGAAGUUGACCGCUGAAGUACUGGUCUGGCAGUUGUUACAUUUGUGGGGGAUCUCUAUGGGAGGUAGGAAGGUUUUAAGAUGACAAUAUCGAGGGGUGAGUGUGCCUGGAGGGUCUCAUUAGAUUCCAAAUGAGCAAUUCAUUUCAGUCACGUCUUCUCUCUCUGAGAGCUUUUUAUUUUCUUUUACCUUCCAAGAUUAAACAGUGUGUCUGUUCCCCUGUUAGUCAGUUAAUGUGUCAGGAUUUAAAAGCCACUUUCCUAUCUUUAGUUAAAGACUGCAAAUCUGGCCACAGUUCUCAUUUAUUGCACUACAACUUAAACACACAAGUGGUUGGCAAAGGAAAUAUAGCCAGCAGUUGAUGCAGGGAUUUGUUUUUGUGCCAUGUUUUUUUUUAAUUAUAUUUUGAUGUAUUGAAUUUUAAUGAAGUCUGCAUGGAUUCUC